AUGGGGGUGCUGAAGGAGUCCUCUCAGGAGAUGGGGAAGAAGGAGGUGGAGGUGGUUGCCCUGCUCCCAGACCUGCUGGUGUAUAACAAUCACUCCCUCCGGCGGAUGCUGCCUUCCAUGGAGACCUUCAAUGGAGUCUUGCUCUGCGUGAAGAUUACAGGAUUAACUGCUCUCCUUGAAAAGCUAUACACAAACAAUGACCUGAACUGUGGCAUGGAACAGCUGACCCAGAUGCUCAAUGAUUACAUAGAAGGGAUAAUGGAACAUGUGCUUUGUUUCGGAGGCGAUAUCUUGAACUUCACAGGGGAUGCAUUGCUGGUGCUCUGGAAGGUCGAACGAAGCCAGCUCAGUGACAUCAUUACACUUGCAGCAAAAUGCAGCCUGGAGAUGCAGGAGCAGUUCGGGUUUAGCUACACGGAAGUGGGCCCAGAGCUCCAGCUGAAGAUCGGGUUGUCUGCAGGCCAUGUGUCUCAGCUCAUUGUCGGUGAUGAGAUGCGUCAGUACUGGCUGGUGACUGGCCAGCAAGUGGAUGAUGUGAGGCUGGCACAAAGCCUGGCACAAGCUCGUGAGGUGAUUCUAUCACCGAACUGCUGGGAGCUCUGUGACCGGGACGUGUUAGAAGCAGAAAUGCUUAAAGGCCAAAAAGCCAGGAAGCUGCAAUACCUAAAGAUCUUCCACCCACCUGAUUUUGAUGAACACUUUGAAAAGUGCAUAGACCAUCUACAGCAUUAUCCAAACGAUGAAGUCCUACUGAGAAAUGCUGUGGCACUGGCUUCCAGUCAUGGACUCGAGCUGGCCUUGCGGAGGUUUGUCUUGGGAAAUGUUCUGAAGAAGAUUGACGACAAUCAGCCACUGGAGUUUGUAUCCGAACUUCGACUGGUAACCGCGGUCUCUGUCAAGCUGCAAUUUCACGAGAGCACAAAAAUGACAGAGCUGUGCAAAUUGGUCCAGGAUGCCACUGUGAGCAUCUCUGGUAUCAUGGAGGGCUGGAGAGGCAAAAUUAUCAAAAUCUCCACAUUUGGCAAAGGCUGCACAUUUCUGUGUGUCUUUGGGCUGCCUGGUGAUAAGAGGGAGGAGGAGAGCACCCAUGCCUUAGAUAGUGCAAUUAGCAUCUCUAAUCUCUGCUCUAAGAAUCUCAUAAAAAUUGAGCUUGUUUCCAUUGGGAUUACAAGUGGAGUAGCAUUCUGCGGAGUUGCUGGCAUGCGUCCUAGACAAGAAUAUACAGUCACUGGCUCGAAGGUUAAGAUGGCCUCCAGGAUGCUGACACUCUAUCCAGGGAUGAUAUCAUGUGAUGAAGAGACUUACUCAAAAUCUGGGUUGCCCGGCUGUUUUUUUAAGAAGCUUCCAGAGAAGGAGACGAGCGAUGCCAUGAGCCCUGGGGUAACCUAUGAAUAUCUCGGCAGAAAGAGAAACCUAAUGUUUGGAAAGUCGGGCUUUACCAGGAAGAAGGAUGGGAAUCAACCCUUGCUGGGUCGCGAGAAAGAGAUCAGAAUCUUCCAGGCUGCACUGCAAGAAUUUGUGAGACACAGAGAAGGCCGUGUUGUUAUGUACGAAGGCUCUACGGGCUAUGGAAAAAGCCGAUUAAUUGCUGAAAUAGACUACCUAGCUAGGGAGGAAAAUCACAGGGUGAUAGCACUGGAGCUGUCCAAAGUAGAUAUCCAGGAGUCCUUCUAUGCUAUCCGGUCACUUAUGGCCAUAUUCUUCGGGAUCGAUGCCUGUAGACCUUAUAAGAGACAAGACAUCCUCCAAAGCCAGCUCAAUGGGCUGUGGGAUGAGACCUUCUACUGUCUCCUCAAUAAUCAGUUCCUUGUGAAGUUCCCCGUGUCAGCUGAGGUUUCUCACAUGGACAAUGAGACAAAGCAAAAAGAAGAGGAAAUGCUUUUCCUCAGAGUCCUGCGGAAGGCAGCGGAAGAAGCGACACUGGUUUUCAUCAUUGAUGAAGCCCAGUACAUCGAUGCUACCUCCUGGGAUUUUUUGGCAAAACUCCUCUUGGGUGUCCCCAUCUUUAUAGUCCUGUCAUUGUCUCCCUUUGCCUCCAAAGAGCUGCUCCCUUGUGCUUCUGCUGAAGGCAUCAUGAAGAGCCCCAAGACCACUGGCAUUGUCCUCCGGGAACUGGAACCUUCCAAACUCUUGGAGAUGGCCCGUCAGGCCCUUGGGGUGGUGAGCAUUCCCAGAGAGAUGGAAACAUUCCUCAUACAAAGAAGCUUUGGGGUCCCAUUGUACUGUGAAGCUUUACUGACGGACCUCCAUGCUAAUGGGGUUCUUGAGUUUUGCCGCAUCCCAGAGGAGGAGAAGGAAGAGGAUGAGUGGGAUAACCUGUCUAUCAGUGCUGUGAAAUCGAUACCCUACAGAGCGCCUCUUGUCUCCUCCAAGGAAAACAAAGAGCUUUACGUUUGUACCAUCAGGACGGGUGUGGACCUGGACACUGUUCUACUCCCGGCGAGGCUGCAAGAGAUUGCUGUGGCCCAGUUGGACAGCUUGAGCCCCUCUGAGCAGAUGGCAGUUAAAUGUGCAGCUGUCAUUGGCCAUACGUUUACUCCAGAGCUGCUGCUGUACAUCCUCCCAGAGUGGACAAACAAGAAGAUGGAGGAGACACUCAUGAGCCUGAUCAUUUCCCACGUGUUUGAGUAUGUUGGAAAAGAAACCAGAGCUACACAGGCAGUAGGUUCCUGCCAUUUACACACACAUCUGGGCCCCCAGACGGUGCAAUCCCUGGGGCCAGAGGACUCUGAAGAUGUCGGUGCCGCUGCUCCAAGCUUCAGCCUGCAAGAGGAGCUGGGGAUGUUGCAGCGGGAUCAAGCAAUGCGGUUCUGCACUCCCCUGCUGCGAGAAGGGGCCUAUGAGCUGUGGCUGGGGGAUCAGAAGAAGGCCCUGCACCUCAAAUGUGCCGCCUUCCUGGAGCACAAGGCUCACAAAUGCAGAAGCUGCGGUGGAGGUGAUUUCAUUUCCUUCCACCGCUAUGCCCUGGACACCCAGAUGAGCCAUGAAGACUCUUUGCUGGGACAGGGCAGUAAGACCAAGGGCACGGCUCAGGUGCUUUCUGAAGAAACCGGGAAGAGGCUUCAGACAAGCUUAGCACAAGAUGCACCAGAGAGGACCGAUGCCUCUCUGGGGCAGGAACUUGCCAUAGAAACUCCCAUGGCCUCAUGUGAAGAUAAUUUACAGUGCAGGGCAAAAUCAGCCAUGAAUAAACAGGUGUUGCCAGAUGAUCAUCUCCGAGUUGAACAGGAGUUCCUGGACAGGGUGGACAAGCUGAUUAAGUACCAUAAACGUGGCAAAGAGGAAGCCACAAACCUGGCACCCUGUGAAUGUGGAGAGAGAGUGGAAUUGGUGGUCUCUGCCCUAGCCCGCCAUUGUCUGAUGGUGAAAGACAGAACGAGGGCUUUUUAUUAUCUUCUGGAGUCUGCGGCUGCUUCCUUAUAUUUAUCCAACAAUUAUAUGGCAUACUUGUAUUUGAAGAAAGCAAGUGGCCUACAGGAAUUGUCAGCAUUGGCAAUGUUCCCUUGUCUGAAGAGACCUAAACUGAAGAUCAGCCAGUUUGAGGAAGCCACUUUCUGCAGCCUCAGGGGAGAGGUCUGCUUCAACAUGGGCCAAAUCGCACUGGCCAAGAGACUGAUCAAGAGGGCCCUCUGCUUACUGCACAAGGGGUUUCCCCGUACCUGGCUCGGAGCCUUCUUCCAGUCGUUACUCGAAGAAUCCAAACACUCUGCGUACCAUGCUCAGCAGCGUCAGGCCCAACACACAGAGAAGGCAUUAGCUGUCCUGCAGCAGCAGAUUCACUGCCUCUCCUUGCUCUGGCAGUUCUACAGCCUGGACUCUACCGCCAACAGGAAGUACUCCCGGCUGGCAGCCCUGAUGGAAAUAAAUUUGGCAGAUGAGUCUGAGAACAAGAUGCAGAUCAUUUCGACGUAUAUGGAUUUUUCACAGUUCUCCCAAAGUAUGGGCUAUAAAGACGAGUGGCUAAAAUACGAGAUGAUGGCUAUCCAGAGAAGUUCCCAGUGCAACUUCACCUUCACCAGGGAGAGGUUGCUAAUGACAGCACAGUUAGCUCAGGCACUGGCCUAUAGCAAGCUCUGCUUGGGUCACCUGACCCGAUCCAUCCAGUUGGGCUUUCAGGCUCAUACAAUGUGUGUGCGGCUCCAGAAAACCAGCCUCCACUGCCUGGUUCUUUCGGUUCUCUUCAAAUCUGCGUUCCUGAAGAACAAGUACACCCAAUGCAUCAGAGUCUUAGAGUGGCUGUGGGAACUCGCUACUCAAGAGGAGAGCAUCAUGGUCUUGGCAUGUUUCUAUUCAGCCUGUUUAGACCUGCUGCUUUGUGAUGCUGGGUUUGAUUACAGGCCCAUUGAGGAGUGCCUGCAGUUCAUAAACCAAUAUGAAGCCAGCUGCAUCCUUAAGUCUCAGAGCAACAUCAUGCUGAGUCUAUAUUCCUCUUUGGCAAUCUGGUUUGGCAGACUCCAGCAGUGGGAUCUGUUUGAGGACAGUUUCACAAAGGCCCAACGGCUGGUGAGCAGAACGAACGCAUCCCUUUUUGGCACUCACGGCUUUUUUAGAUUCCUGGAAUGCCAGGGCCUGUUGCUCCGGAAAGUCAUGGAAGACACGCCCGAGAAGGUCCGGGAGGCUCGCAGUUCAACGCUCAGGUACUUUGAGGAAUUCCUUUCUCGCUGCUCAACGAGUCCAGUCUACCACACGAGGGUUUACAGCCUGAAAGCCUCUGUUAACCUCCUGGGAGAUGAAGAUAAGAGCCAGGUCCCUUUGUCGAAGGGUCUCAAACUUUCAGCCACUUCCCAGACCGGACUGGAGGAAACUUCUUUCAGUGUGAGCCCUGACAGUGUCCACAACGAGUAUCAGGCCACCGGCAGAGUGGAAGAGCUGAAGGACAGCAAAGAUCAGGAUGUAGAGGGCACACAAGAAUACAUGAAAUCUGCCGCAUCGAGGCUGAAAUCCGAACCCAUGCCGAAGGAAUUGACCUUUGUUCAUCUCCAGCCGGGGCAAGCUCCCACGUCCCCCCACGCUGUGCCUGCUGGUGAACCUAUGGAAUACAUCGGCAUUGCACCCCGCCCAUUGCCCUUGACGUCCAGAAAACCCCAGGGUGCUGGUGACAAAGCCUGAGGGGGCAGGAGAGACUGUCAGAGCCGGGACAUUGCUGGGGAGGGUGGAGGGUUUGCUGGGAUACGGAGCACGUACAUUGAAAACCUGCCUUGUCAUGGCUCAGAGGCCAGCAGAGAAUUUGAGGAAGGAUGCUAUGGAAAAAGGGGGGAAACUGACACAAAGGGGUUCUUUUCUUUUACUCUGUGUAGUUUAGUGGUGUUUAUGGGACCCUGGAGUGAUUGGGUAUAACUCUGUACUCAAGGGGUAUGACUACACUACAGUCAAACACCCGGGACUGGCUCGUGUUAACUGACUCGGGCUUGCAGGGCUCUGGCUGUGAGGCUAUCAAAUUGCAGUGCAGCUAUUUGGGCUAGAGCCCGGGCUCUGAGGGGUCUCAGAACCAGCUGAGGGUGUUUCAUUGUAGUGUAGACAUACCCUAGGAUAACCUCGGAGCGGGACAAGGUUCUGUGAGAGUCCUACUGAGACCCCUCUUCCAGCAGAUAUAUCUCCUGAUAGGGGUAUUGAAAACUUGCACCUGAACCCUUGGGCAGUGUAUAACAACAGUCCUGCUAUGGAAUCUGUUCCACUGUUCUUCCGGGAACUCAUUCCUCCUGCUAAUGCAUUGGGAAUUCCUACAAAUAAUUUUCCCCAACAUAAUCCUCCUCCUGCAGGGACUAGCCACAAUCGUAUCAAUAGCAUAGAUUUUAAUGGAAGCUGCAAAAGUUUGAAAUGUGUAUUGUCUAUAAUAAAUUUAUUUAAGACA
Messenger RNA from Chelonia mydas (Green sea turtle), 5851 nucleotides. Its product is annotated as adenylate cyclase type 10. The record is from RefSeq and is a predicted model, not a curated record. Bases 1 to 5109 code for a protein of 1702 amino acids. Gene Ontology annotation, cellular component: cytoplasm. Gene Ontology annotation, molecular function: adenylate cyclase activity. NCBI's taxonomy places the organism in Eukaryota, Metazoa, Chordata, Testudines, Cheloniidae. The transcript has 33 exons. Gene Ontology annotation, biological process: intracellular signal transduction; cyclic nucleotide biosynthetic process.